Mytilinidion resinicola is the source of this 516-nucleotide messenger RNA. RefSeq lists its product as uncharacterized. Bases 1 to 516 code for a protein of 171 amino acids. The transcript has 2 exons. Lineage: Eukaryota; Fungi; Ascomycota; Dothideomycetes; Mytilinidiales; Mytilinidiaceae. The record is from RefSeq and is a predicted model, not a curated record.
AUGGUACAGCACACCCCCGUCCCAGAACGCGCCCAGCAAGGCCGAACCGGCGACCAGCCCUGGCCCAUGGACAUGACUUCGUGGAAAGUCCGCGGCGGUGCGGAGUGCCACUGCGCGGAAACCCGCAUCCACCGCCGUCUUCGUCGGCCCCUCGAGGUCGAGAGCAUGUACGGUGCCGCACUCUUGGUUGGAGCAAACGGCACCACGAUCAGCUCUACUCCGCCCCUCCUCGGCGUCGCAACGUGCUCUCAACGCCCGGCUCAACCACUCGGACACGGCAUCGGCAUCAAACGAAACCAUGCGGCAUCGCAUCGCAUCAUGCGGCAUCUUCACACCGCCGCAGCGCGUCAAAAGAGGCCCAAGACCGCAAGACACGCCCUCGGAUCGGAUCAGGCGGCGGACGGGCUGAUGUGCGUCGUCGCAGUGCGGGAGGAUCGAAAGAGGUGGCGACGGCGGGCGGGAGGAUUGGCCAACGGCCUUCCUGCCGUGCUUGCGCAAGGUGUUGAAGGAUCGUGA